Molecule: messenger RNA, 1440 nt
Organism: Colletotrichum destructivum
Lineage: Eukaryota; Fungi; Ascomycota; Sordariomycetes; Glomerellales; Glomerellaceae
Exons: 2
Coding region: 1-1440 (479 amino acids)
Source: RefSeq, a predicted model, not a curated record
AUGCCUAGUCGACUGCAGUAUCCCAACAAGCAAGACAAACAACAACGACAAUUCCCCUCUAAUCCUCCCCAGGUCCCCGACGUCGAUAACCAACAAGAAGACUUUACUCUCGGUAAGGGUCCCCGCCCUUCCCGCUCUCUGCUUGAAACCUCGCCCCGAUCCACCACCGCCCAGUCCACCUGGUGGCCUCGACGCCUCACAACGAACCCCGCCAAGUCUUGCUCACCGGCCGCGACGCCCUCUAUAGAUGCUCAUUCGAGCAGCCGUGCCCUCCUCGCACCACCCUCUGUCACCACCGUCCGCGCCGUCAGCAAGAGUAGCAUGAACACUCGCCUCGACGGGAACCUCCAGUCGACGACGAGCUCCCCGUCUCCGUCUCCCCGAGGCGCCCCUAAGAUGGUCCAGACCAUCCGGACCGUACCCAGCUUCGAAGCCGCGAGCGACACGAGCUCCGACACACCCUCCCACACAUCCGCCUUCUCCAGCUCUGUCAACAGCAACGCCAGCGCCAUCAGCAUGGCCUCGAAUCACCAGGACAGGACCCCCGGCGUCAAGUUAAAACACGAUUGGAACGGCGGCGACUCCACCUCCAUGAAGGUGCGAGAGGAGACGCCCCCCAUCCUCGACGACGACGACAACCCUGUCGCCGUCGUCCCCGACGCCCAGGGCCCGGGAUGGGAUUCAACCAUCGGCAAGGCGGGCCUGGGCAAGACGGGCCGCGUCAUCAACAAGCUCGUCAGCGACAAUGAGUCCCUCAAGCGCGACAUACAGAUCGAGCGCCUACGUGCCGAGGAGGCCAAGCAGGCCGCCAAGCUCGUCGAGGACAAGAUGGAGCGCCUCAUCAGCGACUACGAGAGCCGUCUGCUCGAGGCUAGCGUCACAAAGACCCUUCUCAGCCGCAAGGAGCGCCAGGUUGAGACCCUCAACGCCAAUGUCGAGCUUGAGAAGAAGCGCACCGCCGACGCGCAGCAACGGGAGCGCCUGUGGCGCGACGAAAUGGAGAAGAUGCGCGCCACCACCACCAAGCAGGUCGAAGACGCAAACACCCACGCCGCCCUCAUGGAGGGCCGCUACAACGCCAUUAGCUCCCACUGGAAGGACCAAGGCCACGAGGUGAAGCGCGCCCACCUGAAGCUGCGCGCCGAGAUCGCCGCCCUCGUCGAGGAGCGCCGCCGUGACGACGAAAAGAUCGCUGCUCUGCGGGACCUGUGCGACCAGCAAGACGGCAACAUCAAGGAGCUGCGGCGCCAGAAGGACGAGAUCGAAUCCAAGUUUCAGGAUUACAAGGCGCAGCAGGAGUUCGCGCUCAAGGAUAUCAAGACGGGCGCCGCCGAGAGGGACGCCGAGCAGGAGAGGCUACUCGAGGAGGCGAGGUCGACGUUGGCAAGGUUGAAGUGGGCGCUGAAUGUCAAGGAGAACGUUAAGGAUUUGUUGCAAUGA